AUGGGCUCUUCAUUCCUCUGGUUGUCGCUAUGCUUUUGCAAUCUGUUCCUCGCAGCUUCACCAGCUCGGGGGAUGGUGACCCCCCCGACAUUUCAAAUCGUCACAUCACUUACAUCCUUUGAUUCCGCCAACGUCUCCUCCUGGAGUGGUGGCGGGGGAGCCCGAAGGCAGAUUGCACUUGACUCGAUGCACCCUUUUGCUGGUCGCGAGUUUGGAGGCUCAGACCGUUCAAACCUCAGAGGAAGUAGAGCUUUCGGAAGUGGAUACCCAUAUGGCGCAUCCUCAACAGACAGCAUCGCUGGACGACCCUUCCCGUAUGGGGUGUGGCCUAUCUACUGGGGAGGGAACUUUAUGGGUUCCGAAGAAUAUGGACCACACUUGGACAGCAUUCGACCAGGUGGACAACUCGUACUCCACGAAAUCAAGGGAUCGACAGAACGGUGGAACGUGACGGACGAUGAGACGUACUACAUGCUAUGCGACCGCGAGACGGCGUUUGCGAUAAUGACGAGCUUUGUCACUUGGUGUGACGCAUUGCCUGUGUGGCCCGUUGUCUUCAAUAUCACAGGGGCUGGGGUCGGAGAAGGCAGAGCGGGUAACAUUACUGUGGAUGUCAGCAAUGUGGUGCGCUAUUAUCGCGCGAGUAGCUUUGCGUUCCUCUUUAGAGGAUACAAUAAUACCAAAGCCAAAACCCCAAACUCCGGUGCGACCGACGCCGACAGUGAUCCCCUGCCUGAUCUGGUCACGUAUUCACUUUUCCGCAAAUGCCUGUCAGGAGUGAUAGAAAAUGCGCUCCCAAUCGUUGAUCGAAUACCACAGAAGAGUAAGACAGGAAUGAUCAUAGGAAUCGUGUUUGGAGUUGUUAUCGGACUUGGUCUGCUAUGUUUCUGCAGCAUGGGGAAGAGAAGAAGUCCAAACUACUGA
Messenger RNA from Serendipita indica DSM 11827, 924 nucleotides. Lineage: Eukaryota; Fungi; Basidiomycota; Agaricomycetes; Sebacinales; Serendipitaceae. The record is from the annotation of a GenBank genome assembly.